This is a messenger RNA of Chrysoperla carnea, 1322 nucleotides long. RefSeq names its product proline-rich protein 4-like. Bases 63 to 1244 code for a protein of 393 amino acids. The transcript is spliced from 2 exons. The record is from RefSeq and is a predicted model, not a curated record. Lineage: Eukaryota; Metazoa; Arthropoda; Insecta; Neuroptera; Chrysopidae.
ACCUGGACUUCCAUAGCUGAACUCUCAAUCACAAAUAACAGUGUGACUUAAAUAUAAAAAUAAUGAAAUCCUUGGUGCUUGCUGUGAUUUUAAUCGCAGCUGCAGUUGCAUUAGCUGCCGACGAUAAAACAGAAAAAAAAGUCGAAGAGACCAAAGAUGUCAAAAAAGUGGAAGCCGAACCACUAAAAUCAGAAGAAUCCAAAAAACAAGAUAAACGUGGAUUAUUUGAUAUUGGUUCGCACCAUGGUGGUUUUGAGAGUUUAGAUUUGGGAAGCAGUGGUGGUCACUUUGGUGGUGGCCAUUCAUUUGGCUCAGAUUUUGGUGGUAGUUAUGGCGGUGGUUAUGGCCAUGGUUUCGGUGGCGGUCUUGAAGAGCAUCACUCAAAAACUGUGACUGUUGUCAAGAAUGUACCGGUCCCAUAUCCAGUUGAAAAAACUAUCCAUGUACCAAUUGAAAAGCAUGUACCAUACCCAGUGAAAGUACCAGUACCACAUCCAUAUCCAGUUGAGAAGAAAGUUCCAUAUCCAGUAAAAGUACCAGUGAAAGUACCAGUACCAGUACCACAUCCAUACCCAGUUGAAAAAACAAUCCACUAUCCAGUAAAAGUACCAGUCGAUAACCCAGUUCCAGUUAAAGUAUACGUUCCACAACCUUACCCAGUUGAAAAGAAAAUCCCAUAUCCAGUAAAAGUACCAGUUCCACACCCAUAUCCAGUAGAAAAAGAAGUACCAUACCCAGUUGAAGUUAAAGUACCAGUACCAAAACCAUACCCAGUUAUCAAACAUGUACCAGUUGAAGUAAAAGUACCAUAUGACAAUCCAGUUCCAUAUCAUGUACCAAAACCAUACCCAGUUCAUAUUGAAAAGAAAGUACCAGUACCAGUCGAAAAAAUUGUACCAUAUCCAGUAAAAGUACCAGUAGAUCAUCCAGUACCAUAUCCAGUUGAAAAACCAGUACCUUAUCCAGUUAAAGUACCUGUACCACAUCCAUACCCAGUUGAAAAGACUGUACAUGUCCCAGUAGAAAAAGUUGUACAUUACCCAGUUAAAGUACCAGUUGAUAAUCCAGUACCAUAUGAAGUAGUGAAACAUGUUCCUUAUCCAGUUGAAAAGAAAGUACCUUAUCCAGUCAAAGUACCUGUACCAGUUUAUGUAAAAGAAUCUCAUGGAUACGGCCAUGGUGGUGGUAGCUAUGGAAGUUUUGGAUCAUCAGGCAGUGGUGGAUUCAGCAGUUAUCAUCAUUAAAUAAAGAUCUUUUUAUUAAAAAAAAAAAGUAUAAAUCCUUAUACUCUGUGAUUUUCUAGCUCAAUAAUUUUUUUUUAU